AACGAAGAGUCCAAUAGGAUUACAAAAAAUAGCGAAAGUGAGUCCGCGUGGGUAUUAUAAAUUGCGGGUUGAAAGAGAGUAACCGAUAAAUGAAAAGAGCAGAAAAAAGAGUACAAGCAGUGUCCUCUCAUUUGUCUCCGCCGGCGCAACUCCGACAGCCUUCCGUGACCAUGUCCGAGAAAGAGGCCGCUCUUACUGCAGCUCCCUCCGAUUCGCCCACCAUAUUUGACAAGAUCAUUAACAAGGAAAUUCCAUCCACAGUUGUUUAUGAAGAUGAUAAGGUACUAGCUUUUAGGGAUAUCGCUCCACAAGCUCCUACACACAUUCUGGUGAUCCCAAAAGUGAGGGAUGGCUUGACUGGCCUCUCUAAGGCAGAGGAGAGGCACUGCGAAAUUCUUGGUAGGCUUCUUUACACUGCAAAGCUUGUUGCUAAACAAGAAGGUCUUGACGAUGGCUUCAGAAUUGUGAUCAAUGACGGACCAAAUGGAUGCCAAUCUGUUUAUCACAUUCAUGUUCACGUAAUUGGAGGACGUCAAAUGAACUGGCCUCCGGGCUAAGCCGUUAUCAUGGUUAUGUUCCUUCUACUCCCAUGGCGGUAGAAACAUAAAUUAUAACAGUGAUUUAAACUAUUAAUAAGGAUUUGUUAUUUGCCUUGAGAAAAUAUUGUGCUCCAUGUAACUCUUAUUGUGUUGAGCUUCAUAAUUAUAUAUUAAGCAAAUAACUGUUGAACUAAA
Molecule: messenger RNA, 734 nt
Organism: Daucus carota subsp. sativus
Lineage: Eukaryota; Viridiplantae; Streptophyta; Magnoliopsida; Apiales; Apiaceae
Product: 14 kDa zinc-binding protein
Exons: 5
Coding region: 90-557 (155 amino acids)
Biological process (GO): purine ribonucleotide metabolic process; sulfur compound metabolic process
Cellular component (GO): cytoplasm
Molecular function (GO): adenylylsulfatase activity
Source: RefSeq, a predicted model, not a curated record